Danaus chrysippus (African queen) is the source of this 1746-nucleotide messenger RNA. The record is from the annotation of a GenBank genome assembly. NCBI's taxonomy places the organism in Eukaryota, Metazoa, Arthropoda, Insecta, Lepidoptera, Nymphalidae.
AUGCUCACCAGUGGAGUGUUCGUACUAACGGCCGCGACGCGUGGUUCACAUCCAAACACAGUGGUGCUACUGACAAAAUGGCGGCUGUCUAUUUACAUUGACAACCGAACGAACUUCACACCGUUUGCUGCGUGUGCAGGCGGUGGAGCGGGCGGCUCGCGUCGCGCCGAGCGUCGCGCCGCCGGCCCUUCAAACCGCCGAACAGAACUGAGAGUGAGCCCGGGGGCGGGGGCUGGUACCUCCGCUGAGUCUCCACACCUUCAUCACACUGCACAUCAUCAUCACAUGGAUACCAAUCCUCUUGAGGGUUCAGCGCCUUUGGAGGCCGUUGUCGGCGCCAGCGCUGGUUCCUCAGAUGAGCUAUCAAGUAAACCGGGUGACAGUCCCACCAGGAAGAGACGUCGCAUAUCAAGGCAUCUAUCGUCAGGUGAGAGUAACGUGACGGUAGCCGCGCCGCCGGUCGAGAGGCGGACACCGCGCCACCACUACCAACCACCUCGUCGCGUGCGUUACGUCAGUGGUAACGGUGCGGGGGUGUGGCACGAGCGGCUGUUGGACCAGCACGCUGCUCACCCGUCGCACCCUCAUCCCGCUCACCCGUCGCACCCUCACCCCGCCCAUCCUGCGCACCCUGCUCACCCUGCGCACCUAUCGCACGCGCACCACACACCGCUGCUGUUGGACAUCAACCAGAUGUCGCUGCGCGGCGCUCGCCUUAGUGCGCUGGGUGGUGGCGUGGGUUGGGGUCACCACGCCCCCCACCACGCUCCCCAUCAUGCCCCACAUCAACACCAACACCAUCGAGAGCAUCCAACUAGGACCCAGAUGGGCGGUGUGUACGCGGGGCUUCAGUACCACGGGAGCUUCGCGCCGGCCCCGCCCCCGCGAGGACCUUUCGCCUCCCCUCCACACCCUCACACGCAUUAUAUAACCAACUCACAGCGUUCGGAAGGAGGUCGUCUAGAAAUGUUGGGUAGCGGUGAAGGUGGACUUUCUCCGCUUCAACCUACAGCUGAUCUUCAUCACGCGCCCCUAUUACUCGCCACUGAGGCGCGAGGUGCUCCAUUGGAACUGAUGGCGCCUCAUCACGCGAGACACGCGCUGUCACAUCACCAUCAUCGCCGUAGUGGUGGCGGCGUGGGCGUCGGUGGUGGUGUGGGCGUGGGCGUCGGUGUCGGCGUGGGCGUUGUGGGCGCUGGUUCGCGAGCAGCCCGGCCGUACGUCCGUGCAGCUCCGCGCUGGGCCGCCCAUCCUCACACCGUGCAUCACAUACAUCAGGGUGGAGGAGGUCUAGUUCAAGCGACGCUGCCCGCUCAGCUGCACGUAGCGUCGCCACUAUCACUGCCACCGCCGCCCCCCACCUACCAGGUGUUCCUAAAUCUGCUGGCCAUGUUCCCGCUGUCGCCGUACGCGGAGGCAAGGGACGAGGCCGGGGAUUCCCCGGAAACGGAGAACUACGAGGCGCUGCUGUCGUUAGCGGAGCGCCUUGGGGAGGCGAAGCCCCGGGGGCUCGCCAGACACGAGAUAGACCUACUGCCUUCAUACAAAUACUCUGAACAAACGCACCAGGGUGAGCAGACAUCGUGUGUGGUGUGUAUGUGUGAGUUCGAGGCUCGACAGACUCUCCGCGUGCUGCCCUGCGCUCAUGAGUUCCACGCCAAGUGUGUCGAUAAGUGGCUACGGUCAAAUCGAACGUGCCCCAUAUGCCGCGGGAACGCUUCGGAGUACUUCACCAACUCGGAGUGA